GUCGUCACUUCCGGCCGGGCCCCAGCUGGCGGCGGCGGCCGAGCAGGCGAGGAGUAGCAGAUCCCUGGCCCCCUGGGAAGUUGCCAGUACACCUGGGAGAAGGCCCCAUGCCCCUGAGUCCUGCCAGGGAGCAGAGUCCCCUGUCGGCAGUGGCCACAGCAUUUGGUCACCAGCUGGAAGAGAGGCGGCUGCGCGUGUACAUCUGGAGGGGCCGCUCCGCCCCAUCCCGUGUCUGGACCCCCUUUCAGAGGCCGAGGGGACCUGGAAGGGAGCGUGAGGACCGGACUUCCCAGCAAUGACCAGCUCCCCUGUCUCCAGAGUCGUCUACACAGGCAGGAGGAACAGCAGCCCCCGCUCUCCCCCGAGCAGCAGCGAGAUCUUCACCCCCGCACACGAAGAGAAUGUGCGCUUCAUUUACGAAGCCUGGCAGGGCGUGGAGCGAGACCUGCGGAGCCAGGUGUCCGGCAGUGAGCGGGGCCUGGUGGAGGAGUACGUGGAGAAGGUCCCUAACCCCAGCCUGAAGACCUUCAAGCCCAUCGACCUGAGUGACCUGAGGCGCCGGCACACGCAGGACGCCAGGAAGUCCUAAAGGGCAGCAGCGCCCCCACCCCGCCUCGGGGACACCGGGUGCCGCCUGAUACUGGGCUCCUCCUCUCCUGUGGUCCCAGCUCUGGCAGCGGGGAGGAGGCCACAGACCCUAGGACCAGGACAGGUGUGGCGAUGGCUGAGGCACGCCCCCCCUCCCCCAGCCCCCUCCUCUCCUUGGGGACAUCGGGCUGCCCCUGUCGCUGGAGGAGUCCUGGCCCUGCCAGCCCCUGCUCUCCCCUGGCCCGGCUGCUCCCGCCCAGGCCCUGACCCGACCCUCCUCCCCUUCCCACCACUCGCCACUCCCCCACCCCGGCCCCUGCCCAUGUCCAGGAUCAGCACAGUGAGGGGGACUAUUGUCUUCUGGGCCAGGUUUGUCCCCUGAGGUGGCCAGGAGGCAGGCCAAGGGUGACCCUUCCACCUAGCAAGGGUCCCCCACCUGUUACUCCUGCUUCUCUGGCCCAGAUACGUUGGAGCGUCUAGUCCCCCUGCCAGUCGUCCAGCCUGGCCCCUUCCCUGCGUCAGCCUCAGGGCAGCGCCAGCCGUCUGGACACUCCCCAAGGGAUUCUGGGCCGCCAGACCUGGCCCCUGUGUCUGGGGCUCUGGGGCUCCAGCAGCCCCCUUGGACAGGGGCAUGAGGCUGGCCUGAGCUGGUGCUGGGAGGGCCACCAGGGCCCUAUUCUGUGCCCUCCCAAAGCCCAGUGUCUGGACUGGCACCUGGGGACCAGUGAAUAAAGGCAGGUGGCACUGGA
This is a messenger RNA of Manis pentadactyla (Chinese pangolin), 1337 nucleotides long. RefSeq names its product MAPK regulated corepressor interacting protein 1 (gene MCRIP1). The transcript has 6 exons. Bases 296 to 589 code for a protein of 97 amino acids. NCBI's taxonomy places the organism in Eukaryota, Metazoa, Chordata, Mammalia, Pholidota, Manidae. The record is from RefSeq and is a predicted model, not a curated record.